GAUGGUCAUUGCGUGAACGCUUCGCCACAUUCGGCACAAGAGGCAGACGACAUCUAAACACGCGUAAUACUAUUUAGCUCCCCGGUUAUAUAAGGUCUGUGACAAGCAGAAUAUCGUCAUUGGCAGAAUUGCGGAUACAUCCUGAAAGCUGUGAUACGUUACAGGCAAAGAGACACAGAAUCAUUGGAAUCAUAAGCAGAUAUUUGAUAUCAAAACCUAUGGAUUUUCCCAGGAUUACAUUGUAUUAAUGGACUAUAGCAGAUUGUUUGACAUGAAAAGCAGAAUUUAAUAUGAGACAAAUGAAUAGGACUCGGGGGGCAUUAUCUUAUUCAAAGUUAUUUGUAAUUAUAGGAAUGGUAAAAGAACUUUGAUGCGUUGAACAACGCAUUUGUUUACGAGGAAAAAGAAAUGUUUUUAUACGAUUAUCAAAAGGAAAAAUUCUUCUUACGGCGUGCAAGUGAUUUGUUUCUGACUUGAGGUGAAAAGUUGCUGCGCAUAAGGCCAAUCGAAAUGGCUUCGUCUGAACCUGAUAAUGGCUACAUCUACCAGGUCAUGUGGUGGAUCGAAAACAGAAAUGAUACGUCAUUUGACUUUACGCAGCCGUAUAUUAGAAAAUCGCUCAAAUAUGUCUACCCGAUCUUCAUGUUUUUGUAUGCGGUUGUAGGGCUUGUUGGCCUUGCUGGCAACAUCAGUAUGUUAAUUGUCAUGGGAAAACGUCGACUGUAUCAAGAUCCAACGUUUUUCUUCCUCGGAAACAUAGCAUUUUCCGAUCUGAUCAAGUGCGUUUUCGUUUUGCCUAUUUCUUUGGCAAAUAUGCUCGUACAGAACUGGAUCUUCGGUAGCUUUCUCUGCUUCUUUCUACCCAUGAUCCAGUUCUUUCCGAUACACGCAUCCAUGCUCACAUUUCUGUUCAUUGCGAUUGAUAGAUAUCGGGUGAUUGUCAAUCCUUUCAAAGCCCGCCCCCCAGCUGGACUUUGUAUUAUUGGUGCUUGGGUAGGUGCUAUAUGCGUAGUAUUACCACAUGCUGUAUAUAUUAAAUAUAUAGAUCUUGGUGCUUUAUUUGGAAAGAACUUUCGUGGUGUUGGUAUUUGCUAUGUGAACAUGGAAAGGCACAUAGAAGAAUACUUCAGGGCUAUGUUUGUUACAUUAUAUGCCUUGCCGUUGGCAAUCAUUGGAUUCUUGUACGUGAAAAUAUCUGCAGAACUUAAAUCAAAAGAGACUGCUUCGACGGUCGUCCAUUACAAUAUAUCAAACGGCGACCUUAGCACUCGGGGUUCCAGAAGCGAAGAAAGUACGCCAAAAGUUACAUGGGCAAAUGACUCGGAACGGAGUAAUUUGGAGACAGCUCGUCAUAAAGACUACACGGAACGGGCUACUCAAGACAGUGACGAUGAUAUUGAUCUUGCCAAAGAGAAGAUAACUCAGAAUUAUCUUAUUUCCAUGGUGACAAUCUUCGCAAUGUGCUGGUGUCCAAUGAACAUACUUAUAUUGGUGCAUUAUUUUGUUCACGAGAGGGCGGAGGAUGUUUCAGGGCAUUUUGACAUUACAUUCAUCACUUUUGCCUGGUUUGGAUACCUGUCUACUUGUGUCAACCCUAUCUUGUUCGCCUCAUGGUACAUGCCUUCUUCGACAAAAGACAGGUUAAAAGGUUACUUCCGGUUUAGUAACAGACGACGGAGCUCGUCUCAGAUGAGCAGAACAGAGGUAUCAGAAUCGUUCGUCCUCCCCGCCACGCCUUCCCCAAGAGAGCACAGAAAGUCCUUGCGUUCUGCAACACCAUCACCCAGAGUGCACAGAAAAACAUUGAGAGUUCAGCUUAAAGCACCUGAGCUCUCACCAUAUCAAAAUGUCGUUGUAUGACAUGGGUUUUUAUUUUGUAGGGAGAAAGUAAUUAUUGUUUUCCAACGUUUUGUGUUCGUUGUGAAUGCUCAUAUGUAAAAUCGCAUUAAAUAUAGAAAAAUA
Messenger RNA from Mercenaria mercenaria, 1962 nucleotides. Its product is annotated as prolactin-releasing peptide receptor-like. The record is from RefSeq and is a predicted model, not a curated record. Gene Ontology annotation, cellular component: membrane. Gene Ontology annotation, biological process: neuropeptide signaling pathway. The transcript has 3 exons. Lineage: Eukaryota; Metazoa; Mollusca; Bivalvia; Venerida; Veneridae. Gene Ontology annotation, molecular function: neuropeptide receptor activity. The coding region runs from base 511 to 1860 and encodes 449 amino acids.